This is a messenger RNA of Neoarius graeffei (lesser salmon catfish), 1369 nucleotides long. RefSeq names its product exonuclease 5 (gene exo5). The transcript has 7 exons. Gene Ontology annotation, biological process: interstrand cross-link repair. Bases 101 to 1285 code for a protein of 394 amino acids. Lineage: Eukaryota; Metazoa; Chordata; Actinopteri; Siluriformes; Ariidae. Gene Ontology annotation, molecular function: single-stranded DNA 5'-3' DNA exonuclease activity. The record is from RefSeq and is a predicted model, not a curated record. Gene Ontology annotation, cellular component: nucleus.
GUCUUAAACCGGGCGAAGUCUGGACAAGACCCAGGCGAACAAUGUCCAGUGCGUCGUUUAUUUUUAAGUGCGUGCGGUAUUACGUCACGGGAAUGUGGUGAUGGAGGAGGAAGGAGAGAGAGAGACAGACUGGGACUGGGACGGCAUCAGUGACUCUGAACUCCUGGAUCUCCAGUCAGAACAUUUCUGCAUCGAAGAUUCCUCUCAGCCACCCAGCUCUGGUGCCACAAGUGGAGACACUCAGAAUAAUAGUCCCGUCACUUUCACAGCAUCACCACACACCUCUGUGGAGAAGUUAAAUCAGAGCCCUGUUAAAAGAAACGAGGAGACGGGUGUGAAAAGGAAGAGAGAUGCUGAGGACGACCGUGUCCCUCCUUUGCGUUUCGGGAAGCGUUACCUGAGUGUCAGCCUGCUGUCUGAGCAGACCUGGUGUCAGAAGAAAGUUGUGUAUGGCUUCCUCAGACCCCAAAUCAGGAAAAAAGAUAAAGAGCGAAUUGAGGUGCAGACCGGUGCAAGCAUUCAUCUCGCAAGAGAGCUGGAGGUCCAUGAGGUCGUCCCGAUUAAUACUCAAACCCAUGAGGAUGUUGUGGCCGUUAGCCUGAUCAACAUGUUAAACAUGAUUCCGAGUUUAGAGACAGGGCAGUGUGUGCGUGAGUUCCCAGUGUUCGGUGUGGUAGAAGGUGUGUAUCUUAAGGGCGUCAUUGAUGAACUGAGUUAUAACCAGAAGGGGGAGCUGGUAUUGAAGGAGCUGAAGACUCGCAAACACAACUCUCUACCUGGUGCUGCCCAGGCUCUCGGCCAUCGCUUUCAGGUGGGCUUGUAUAAGCUUCUGUUUGAUGCACUGGUCAGAGGGGAAGUGAAGAAAGAACACAUUCUGAAGCACCUCAAACUCGAAGCCUCCCUAGCUCUUGGAACUGAGGUCAUAACUCUCGCCUCAAACGUUGGGAUAAACGUAGUCACCUUUGGUGAACUGCUGGAUGCGUUCCUCCUCACAUUGUCCUGCUCUGAUCUGCCAUGUGUUGAUGUGCUCCAGCUGGAAUACUGUCACCAGGGCUGUAGCAGCCUCAUUGGCACCAUGCUGGUGCAAUUUGACGAGUCCCAGCUGAGGGCAGAGCUUCAAGGUUAUCUGGAAUACUGGAGAGGACAGAGAGAGCCCAAGGGGGUGGAUAUAGAAGAGGCCUGGAAAUGCACAUUGUGUCCUUAUGAGGAGAUUUGUGACUGGAGAAAAAAUAGAUCUCAGGUCCCUGAGAGUCUUCACACCAGGAAGAGAGUCAACAUGAACUGACAUGCAAUUAUUUGUUUUGACCAGCUCUGCUAAUGGUGUAACCUGCUGUAUGCCUGUGACUAAUCAUUAUAACUAUUGCUUUUA